GUUUUGAAAAAGAGCUGUCGAUUGGUGGGGUUGUUAUGUCUUGCAGCUACUAAGCCAACUGUAACAACCCUUCCUGCUCGCGUUAGUGGAGCAUGACGACGACUUUGAAGAAACGCGAGACAAAUCGAGACUGCAGAAAAUAAAGGAAAAUAAUAGUCAGAGAAGCCAAUUGCCUUGGCAGCUUGACUGGCCAUAACAUCAAAAAACCAAGAAGAGAGAAAAUGCUCAACUUAUGCGGAAUUGACCAUGCUUCGUUCUCAGCUAUAAUUAUGAAAGGAAGAUGGUGCGAAGAAGCUUUGCCAAUAACCCUAUAUACCCUCGGAGACGCGCACAGACCACCCUCCAAUCCACUUCACCCCUUCAACGCGUCAACCAGUCAGCAUCCUCGCCCGCCCCCGCCGCCGCCCUUCAGCCCUAUCCAGCUAGCUACCAGCUCAUCAGGGUCGCACGAGACGUAACUGCCGCAACCAGCCAGCUUAACUCUAUAUCUAUAUCCUCGUCUCCAUGGCCAUACUACCCCACGGCCAGACGAACCCGCGUCAGAUAGUUACACGCACGCCUCUCCCACAGCAUUUCUUGUCUGAACUACACUCCCAGCGCCAGUGAGAACAACCCAGCCGGGCACGCGACACCUCAGCCUCGUCGCCAACAUCAUAAACCAUCACAUCACAAACCACAAACCACAACCACCAAAAUGGCAACCCCCUCCGACCCCCCCUCCCGCCGCACCCUCACCACCGCCGAAUCCUCCCAAUUCCGCCGUCCCCGCCUCGCCUCCCUCCCCGAGUCUUCAUCCCCCCCACCAGCGCGCCCUCCCCGUUCGCGCUCCCCCUCCCCCCUCUCCGACAGCCCCUACCCCCCCGCCCCCCGGCGUCGCAGCUCCCUAAUAUCAAUCGAUUCUCUCUCCUCCCUCUCCUCCGCGCGGCGGGCGUUACAUUCCGACUCCGCGUCGCUGCUGCACCCGCCGCCGGUGGAUGCGCAUGAUGGGUUGUCUGCGUGGCAUAGUUUGCCGCUUGCGUUUGCGUUGUUGCCGGCGUUGGGGGGGUUGAUGUUUAAAGAUGGGAGUAGGUUUGUUAGUGAUGUGCUUUUGUUGGGGUUGGCGGGGGUGUUUUUGAAUUGGAGUGUUAGGUUGCCUUGGGACUGGUACCGCUCCGCCCAAGAAAUCCGCACCACCUCUCCCAGCGGCACCCCUCUCCCCCCCGUAACCAAGUCCGAUACACCCCGUUCCCCCCAACACGCCCGCGAAAUCGCAACCUACACCUCCGCCACGCAGGAACUCCGCACCCACGAGCUCCUCGCCCUCCUCUCCUGCGUCACCUUCCCCCUCCUCGCCGCCGGGCUCCUCCACAUCCUGCGCGCCUCGCUAAGAGCGGAUGUAUCAGGUUUAGUGUCUGAUUUUAAUAUCGUGGUGUUCAUGUUAGCUGCUGAGAUUAGGCCAGUGGGGCAGUUAUUGAGGUUGGUGAGGGCGCGGACGUUGUGGUUGCAGAGGGUUGUGAGGGUUGAUCCGCGCACGGGGAUCGAUGAGCGGCAGGAUGGGGAGAUUGAAACGCUCCGCCAGCGCGUGGAUGCUCUCGAACAACAGCAGGGAUCCGCAGCGACGGCAGGGGAGGGGGAAGAAGAGGUACUAGCGAGGGUUAGGGAGGAGGUGAAGAGAGCGACGAGACAGGAAGUCGAGGCGCUUAGUAGGGCCGUGAGGAGGUAUGAGAAGAGGGCUGGGGUGUUGGCGGGACGGGUGGAGGGACGGUUGGGGGAGCUGGAGGGGAGGGUGGGGGAGGUGGGGAGGAGGUCUGCGCCGGAUGCGCGGUCGACGAGGUUGGUGGUGGAGUCGCGCGGGGAGAAGGCGGAGAUGUCGAGGAGGGGUGCGGGGAUGGGGGAAUCUGCUUCAGAGGGUGCGACGGGGGCGGGGGAGGCGAGUGUGAGGAGGGGGAGGAGGAGGAGGGUUGUGAGGGCGGUGAAUUUCAUCUCGACAGCUUGA
Messenger RNA from Pseudogymnoascus verrucosus, 1975 nucleotides. RefSeq lists its product as uncharacterized. The coding region runs from base 695 to 1975 and encodes 426 amino acids. The record is from RefSeq and is a predicted model, not a curated record. NCBI's taxonomy places the organism in Eukaryota, Fungi, Ascomycota, Leotiomycetes, Thelebolales, Thelebolaceae. The transcript is spliced from 3 exons.